Molecule: messenger RNA, 1497 nt
Organism: Closterium sp. NIES-65
Lineage: Eukaryota; Viridiplantae; Streptophyta; Zygnematophyceae; Desmidiales; Closteriaceae
Source: the annotation of a GenBank genome assembly
AUGCAUUCGGAGUUUUCUGACACCGCUCCCUACAUUGGUGCGACUUUUGGGAAUUCUCAAAAUUCGGAGUUUCCUGAUACUGCUCCCUCCGACCCUUCCCCGCCAACCUUCUUUCCCUUCUCCUCCCCCCACCCCCCUCCCCGCCCCUUUUUGAGGCGCCUCAAAAGCAGCAUGCAGAGCCUGGAAGAGCGUCAGGAGAAGCAGGAGAGCAGAGCACGCCAUUUCAAGGCCCCUCUUCGCCCUGGCAUGCGAUCUGCAGCUUGCAGAGCGUGGAAGAACGCCAGGAAAAGCACAACAAGAGCCCCGCGAGCUAUCCUCAACCCCCCCUUCCCUGCCAACAGUCUCUCCCCUCCCCUCUCCCCCUCUCCCCCCCCUUCCACGCAGCAUGCAGAGCGUGGAGGAGCUCCGGGAGAACCUGUCCCCUCCGCCGCCUGUCCAGGCAGCAUGCAGAGCGUGGAAGAGCUCCGGGAGAACCUGAACAGGUAUCUGGAGCAGCUAGAGCAGGGACAGUUCAUGCAGAGCGUGGACGAGCUCCGGGAGAACCUGAACACGUACAGGGAGCAGCUAGAGCAGGUCUCGGAGUUGCUUAUAGAGGAUCCUGACAAUGACGAGUACAAGGAGAUGGCCAGUGGGCUCAAGGAGGUCAUCGAGCUCACAGAGGAUCUGCUCAGUGCAGCGGAGCAGCAGACACAGGAGGAGCCAGCACCGCCAGAUGCAGCAGCAGGGGUUGCAACUGCUGUGGUUGCCACUCCGUUUGUCCCCAUGGCGUUUGUGCCGGCCGCUUCUGCUGUUGCUACCACUGAUCCGGCAGCUUUAGCAGCAGCAGCAGCAGCAGCAGUGUCGUCUCGGAUUGCAGUGGGCACGUCAGUGCAGGCGGCGUGGGGAGUCACCGCUGGGACUGCUGCUGGUGGCAUACGAAGCUCUGAAUGGCUUGACGGUGUGGUGGACAGUGUGACCACGGGGGGCUACGUGGUGCGCGAUGCAGGAGGGCAGAUGCACGAGGUGCGGGAAACAAGAGUACGGCGGGUGGAGGAGAGUGAAGAAGACGCAAGGAAGCGAGCACAGGAGGCACUGGCAGCUGUGGAGCGAGAGGCAGAUGAGACGAGGAGAGCCCUCAAGCGGAAGAUGGAGGAAGCUUCCAGGACGGAGUUGGUGAAGAAGGAGAUUCCGCUCAAGCUGAGGAUCAAACCAGAGGACUCGGAAGAUGUGAAAGUGGAGAAGAAGCGGAAGAUCCACGCGUUCAAGUCGAAGCAGCGGAUGGAGAUGCUGGAGGUGAUGACCAACAAGAAGCAGAACACGUGGCAGCAGUUCCAAACCAAGGGCAUCAAGAGGAAGGCGGGCUUCCUGACAGGCCGCAAGAAGGAGAGCAUUUUCAAAUCGCCAGAGGACGUGGGUGGCAAGGUGGGGGUGGUGGGGAGCGGGCAGGGCAUGACGGAUUUCCAGAAGAGAGACAAGAAUCUCAACCUGCGCGCACAGGGCCAGGCAGAGGACGACUAA